This is a messenger RNA of Erythranthe guttata (spotted monkey flower), 1118 nucleotides long. Its product is annotated as Cwf15 / Cwc15 cell cycle control family protein. Lineage: Eukaryota; Viridiplantae; Streptophyta; Magnoliopsida; Lamiales; Phrymaceae. The record is from RefSeq and is a predicted model, not a curated record. Gene Ontology annotation, biological process: mRNA cis splicing, via spliceosome. Gene Ontology annotation, cellular component: catalytic step 2 spliceosome. Gene Ontology annotation, molecular function: RNA binding.
AAUCGAAGAACGAGAUAGAAGCCCUAGUUUUUUCAAUAUCGUAGAAUUUCGAUUUCUUCCACCACUGAAUCUUGUUGUAUUGAUCGUUUUGCUUGAAUUUUGAGAGAGCCAGCGAUUCGGGAUGACGACGGCAGCUAGACCGACGUGGGCACCGGCGAAAGGUGGGAACGAACAAGGCGGAGCGAGAAUCUUCGGCCCAUCUCAAAAGUAUUCGUCGCGGGAUAUCGCUGCUCAUACUACCUUAAAACCUAGAAGGGAAGGACAAGACACCCAAGAUGAGCUGCAACGUAGAAAUCUCCGGGAUGAAUUGGAGGAUCGAGAGAGGAGGCAUUUCUCAUCAAAGGAGGAUAGAGAACGGCGGAAGGGAGGUCAGCUUCUUUUAGAAGGGUCCAGGAGAGAACUUGAAGACCGAAUUGUUCCUCGAAGUGUGGAUGCAGAUGAUGUUGAUGCUGAAAGUGAUGAUAGUGAUGACGAAGAUGAUGAUGAUGGGGAUGAUGAAGAAGCACUUUUGGCUGAGCUUGAACGCUUAAGGAAAGAAAAAGCAGAGCAGAAAGAAAGAGAAGAACGCCAAAGGCAAGAGGAGGAACUGCAAGCUAAAGAAGAGCAACUGUUGCGUGGAAAUCCUCUGAUAAAUAAUCCAACUUCCUUUAGUGUGAAGAGAAGGUGGGAUGAUGAUGUGGUUUUCAAGAACCAGGCUCGUGGGGAGACGAAACUGGCCAAGCGCUUCAUCAAUGACACCAUCAGAAGUGAUUUCCAUCGCAAAUUUCUCCACAAGUACAUGAAAUAAGAGGUGCCCCUUUUGACAGAGUGGAUGUCAAGUGCUGGAGUUCACUAGUGAAGAACAAGUAUUCUGGUCUCUAUUCGUCGGUUUCUGUCAAAAUAUUCCUGAAUGUAAUAUAUAUUCAUAUAUAAGUAUGGGUUUUUGGAUUGAUGACCUCUUCUUACAUUCUGUCUUCUUAGGUGGAAUGUUUUCUGGCAAAUCAAUCCUUAUUUGUGUUUAAAUUUGACAUUAAAGAGGAUGGAUCUCGGUUUCGUAUGCCCGUUGUUGUUUAUGCUGAAAAUACUCUAUUUGUGUUUCGAAUUUGGUAUUUGUGGUAUAAUGUUAUUGUUCUGUUUUC